UCUCUCCUUUACACAACCACAUCACAAAGUCACAACACAUCCUCAACAAUUUCCUUAACUCCUCCGCACUACCUGCGCCUCUGUUUUUCUCCCUCUCAGUAAACAUUUCAUUUCGGGCUUCACAAAUGCUACAGGUGGAAACACUGGUCUCAGCGUGCGCCGGCGGAUCCAGCGAUCGGAAAAUCGCGUGCGAGACUCUCGCCGGCGACCACGCCACGGAUCCACCGGAGCCCCACCCGGAUUCUCCGCCGGAGUCCUUCUGUCUCUCCAGGGACGAGGAAUACGACUGGUGGAACCGCAACGCCGUCUACGAGCGCAAGGAAUCGACCAAGGCCAAUUCAACUUCCACAAACCUCAACCUCAACAUCAACCCUGGCACAAGCUCUAACAACAACUCUCAGCGCUUCUCUCUCAAUUUCAAGUCCAAGGCUUCCACCAUCAUUGGCUUACCCAAGCCUCAGAAAACCUCCUUCGUCGACGCCAAGAACCGCCGCAACCACAAACCUGGCAACACCAGGUUGUUCCCGAAACGCAGCGUUUCCGUCGGAAAGUCGGAGUCCGGGUUCGUGGAACCGUCUUCGCCGAAAGUCUCUUGCAUGGGAAGAGUCAGAUCCAAGCGCGAUCGAAAUCGCAAGCUGGUAUGUCCCCGGAAGGAUUCCCAGGGUACGCUUACAAAAGAGAAACCGAACAGAAACGGAAAGAAACACGGUUUUUUCGAGAGCUUUCGUGCGAUUUUUCGGUCCGGUCGAAAGGAAAAGCCGGACCGGAAACCCGAUACUAAUGUCGUGACGAAGAGCGUUGCAGUUAAUUUGAAAGCGCGGGACAGCACGUCGAGCGUGAACGACGCAUCGUUCGAGGACUCAAUCACCGUGUCGCGAAACAGCGUGUCGGAGAGCGAACCGCCCGGUUUGGGUGGCAUGAUGCGGUUCGCGUCUGGAAGAAGGUCUGAGUCAUGGGGAGUAGGUGAUUCCGAAGGCCACGUGCCGCGAUAGGAUUGGUCGGAGUAAACCAUCCGGCGGGGGCAACCACGAAGUGGGGCCCUAUGCCCUCGGGUGUAAGCAAUUGAUGAAAAAAAUGUUAUAAAAAUGUGAGUCUUUUUGUGCGGGACCCAGGCGUGUGGAGAGUGCUUCCGGGGGUGACGUGGCGCGUGGAAAAGUUUUCAGUUGUUACUUCUACUGUUUGGUUUUUGUACUGCUGUGGUUGAAUGAAUUUACUGGGUUGGUUGGUGUUUUUCUCACUCUAUUUUGUAGCCACAAAGUUCUGUAAAUACACACGAGUCAUGAGUGGUUUUGUCUGUUUGAAUUGGGCAGAUUAUGUAUAUUUUCAAUAAUUGUAUGAA
This is a messenger RNA of Vigna angularis (adzuki bean), 1339 nucleotides long. RefSeq lists its product as uncharacterized. Lineage: Eukaryota; Viridiplantae; Streptophyta; Magnoliopsida; Fabales; Fabaceae. The record is from RefSeq and is a predicted model, not a curated record. The coding region runs from base 126 to 992 and encodes 288 amino acids. The transcript has a single exon.